Myotis lucifugus (little brown bat) is the source of this 947-nucleotide messenger RNA. RefSeq names its product Parkinsonism associated deglycase (gene PARK7). The record is from RefSeq and is a predicted model, not a curated record. Lineage: Eukaryota; Metazoa; Chordata; Mammalia; Chiroptera; Vespertilionidae. The transcript is spliced from 7 exons. Bases 192 to 761 code for a protein of 189 amino acids. Gene Ontology annotation, molecular function: protein deglycase activity. Gene Ontology annotation, biological process: protein deglycation, glyoxal removal; guanine deglycation, glyoxal removal. Gene Ontology annotation, cellular component: cytosol; nucleus.
UGCGUCUGCGCAGUGCGGAGCUGAGGGCCCUGAUAGGGCGGCGUGCGUGCGUGCGUGCUCCCGUGCGUCCCCGUUUGCCUCCCGUUUAGUCCGGUUCCGGUCCUGUGGUCCCGGUGCAGAAGUGCUGCGGUUCGGGAGGCGGGCUCGUGGCUGCGGGAGGAGAGGCGAGUCUUUAAAAAUACAGCGUAAAAAUGGCUUCAAAAAGGGCGCUGGUCAUCCUGGCCAAAGGAGCAGAGGAGAUGGAGACGGUCAUCCCUGUGGAUGUCAUGCGGCGAGCUGGCAUUAAGGUCACCGUUGCGGGUUUGGCGGGAAAGGACCCGGUGCAGUGCAGCCGAGAUGUUAUCAUCUGUCCUGAUGCCAGCCUGGAAGACGCCAGAAAAGAGGGACCUUAUGAUGUAGUGGUUCUGCCGGGAGGUAAUCUGGGCGCACAGAAUUUAUGUGAGUCUGCUGCUGUGAAGGAGAUCCUGAAGGAGCAGCAGGGCCGCAAGGGCCUCAUCGCCGCCAUCUGUGCAGGUCCUACAGCUCUGUUGGCUCAUGAAAUAGGUUUUGGAAGCAAAGUUACAACACACCCACUGGCUAAAGACAAAAUGAUGAAUGGGAAUCAUUACAGCUACUCAGAGAAUCGCGUGGAGAAGGACGGCCUGAUCCUCACGAGCCGGGGGCCGGGGACCAGCUUCGAGUUCGCCCUGGCGAUUGUGGAGGCGCUGAGCGGCAAGGAGGUGGCCGAGCAGGUGAAGGCCCCGCUGGUGCUGAGAGACUAGCCGCGGCCCUGGGAGGGGUUAGGGGGCUGCUGGUCCCCCUGCCUCCUUGUGUUUGUGCUGCUGUGUGGGGACGCCGAGGCGCUGCCCGGGAAGUGGGGUGCCAGGCCUCCUCAGAUCCCCCCACACCUGUGUCCCCACAUUUCCGAACCUCGAUUGCAGAAUAAACAGACGUGUAGCAAACUACCA